AUGUCGUUGGGCCCGAGCAUACCUACAUUAGAUGGCAAGGCCCACGUCGCCCAACUUGUGCGAGGAAACGUAUCGCUUGUUGCCAUCGUCAACUCACAGAUUUCGCACGAGCAAGUCAAAUCGUGGACAUCUCAGAUUGCAGAAAGGUGGAGGAGCCAUGAGCGUUUCCGGUUCAUCCAUGUGAACUUGCAGCAGAAUCCAUUACGCACAUUUCUAGUAUCCUUCUUUACAUCGGGUUUGAAGAAGACUAUCCCCCGUCACUUCCACCAGACGUACAUACUUUCCUAUGACAACGUGGAUUAUAUUCGGGAAGCAAUUGGGCUGGAAAACAAGUUUGUGGGCCAUCUCUAUCUUGUCGAUUGGGAAGGGCGUAUUCGAUGGGCGGGAUGCGGUAGCCCUUGGAACGGUGACAACUCUGUUUCAACAGCAGGGCAUAUGUUGCCUAUACCUGAAGGGGGUCCGUCCGGGCAGGUGGCAGAGGGCAUAGUCCAGGGGCUAGGCGAGACUUGA
This is a messenger RNA of Serendipita indica DSM 11827, 510 nucleotides long. Lineage: Eukaryota; Fungi; Basidiomycota; Agaricomycetes; Sebacinales; Serendipitaceae. The record is from the annotation of a GenBank genome assembly.